Molecule: messenger RNA, 1491 nt
Organism: Penicillium maclennaniae
Lineage: Eukaryota; Fungi; Ascomycota; Eurotiomycetes; Eurotiales; Aspergillaceae
Product: bestrophin family protein
Exons: 7
Coding region: 1-1491 (496 amino acids)
Molecular function (GO): chloride channel activity
Source: RefSeq, a predicted model, not a curated record
AUGACCGAGGGCGAGAGUGCCCCUCAAGUCGACACAGCGGCUACUGUCACCAGUGACAGCUCCGCUGCGCCGAUGCCUGCCGAAGUUCGCGCUCACGAUAACCACCAUGCCGACGCCCCGGCCCACCAUCUGAAGGAGCGGGACUCCAUCGGACGGCUGACACCACGACCAACCUUUAUGGAACAUCUAGCUGAGUCGCGCGAUGCAAUGUUCCAUCUCGACCGUCGCGACUCGAGUGAAUUGGAACGUUACUUUCACGGUCCCCGUGAAAUGGACAAGCACUCGAAGUGGCCCACCUUCAUGCGUAUGCAUGGUAGUGUCAUGCCAAAAAUGAUCUUGCCGCUGUUGACUGUGGCUGCCUGGUCGACAUUUAUCACGCUCUUUUCGAAAAAAGUUCACUACAUUGGUAUCAACAAUAUUCUGCUCACCGUGCUGGGUUUUGUGGUGGGUUUGGCGUUGUCGUUCCGUUCCUCGACUGCCUAUGAAAGAUGGGCCGAUGGACGCAAAUACUGGGCCCAGCUAAUUCAGACGUCUCGAAACCUGUCCCGCACAAUCUGGAUCAACACUGGCGAACGCCAAGGCGAAGAGGGUAAGGUUGAUCUGUUGAGAAAGAUCACAGCCAUGAACCUCAUUCUGGCAUUCGCCGUCUCUCUGAAGCACAAGCUUCGCUUCGAGCCUGAUAUCGCGUACGAGGACCUGGCUGGUCUCGUCGGCCACAUGGACACUUUCGCCCGCGACGCCCAUGACAGUGAAAGACUUCACCCCCCGGCCAAGUCGUUCAGAAAAGCUGUUGGAGAGUACCUUGGUGUCUCAUUUGCCGAGUCCAACCCUCGCAAAUUAAUCAAGCGGUCUAAGAAGCCCCUGGGACACCUUCCCCUAGAAAUUCUCAACCACCUGUCUGCCUAUGUCGAUUCGUGCGUGAGCAACGGUACCCUUGUCUCGGGCCUGCACCAGAGUCAAGCUAUCGGCAUGAUGGCCAGCUUCAAUGAAGUCCUGACUGGUACCGAGCGAGUGCUGGACACUCCUCUGCCCACCGCAUAUGUCAUUGCUAUUUCUCAGAUCGCCUGGAUCUAUGUCAUGGUUCUUCCCUUCCAGCUGAUUGCAGUUCUUGAUUGGGUCACUAUUCCUGCCUCAAUCGUCGCUGCCUACAUCAUUCUUGGUCUGGCCACAAUUGGCAGUGAGAUCGAGAACCCGUUCGGCCAGGAUGUCAACGAUCUCCCGCUGGACACCUACUGCCGCCAAAUUGCCCUAGAACUCGAUAUUAUGACUUCCACUCCGCCUCCCAAGGUUGAUGACUUCAUGUCCCGCCCGGAUAAUCUGGUAUUGUUCCCACUGAGCCAGAACGGAUACCCCGAGUGGAAGGAACGCACCGUCGAGGACAUUCGUGCCGCUCUGAAGACGAAGAUUGUUGCAAACCCUGAACCUGCCCCAUCAGAUGCUUCUACCGUUGUAGAGAAUAUGUCUUUCAAGGCAUCCAAGAGCUCCGUUUAA